Messenger RNA from Phaeoacremonium minimum UCRPA7, 1170 nucleotides. Its product is annotated as putative cytochrome p450 protein. Bases 1 to 1170 code for a protein of 389 amino acids. The record is from RefSeq and is a predicted model, not a curated record. The transcript has a single exon. NCBI's taxonomy places the organism in Eukaryota, Fungi, Ascomycota, Sordariomycetes, Togniniales, Togniniaceae. Gene Ontology annotation, molecular function: oxidoreductase activity, acting on paired donors, with incorporation or reduction of molecular oxygen; iron ion binding; monooxygenase activity.
AUGCACUCCAUAGCUCUUCUGUUCCCCGUGAUCGCCGAUGAGGCUGCCCCGGCUGUCGAGAAAGUGUUCCCGCCGAGCUCAGAUUGGGUUACAGUAACCACAUUCCCUCUGAUCUCAUAUGCCGUCGCCCGUCUGGCUGCCCGCAUAGUUGUGGGACCGGAACUCUGCGCCAAUGAUGAGUGGCUAAAUCUCUGCAUCACCAUGGUCAACACGUCCAUGCAAGCCGCGAAUGCUCUUCGUGGGUCAUGGCCAUCGUGGGCUCGCUGGGCCUCUCCCUACCUCUUCGAACCCAUUAAGAAGGUGCGAGCUGAGCAACGAAGAGCCGCUGAGAUCUUACGACCGGUGCUGGAAGCGCGCAGAUUGGCUGCUACCCAAGGGAUAGCGAAUGGGGACGGGAAGGGCAACAAAGAACCGCGAGUCCCGCAAUUCAACGAUGCCGUGCAGUGGCUAGAGAACUACUACCGCGGACGACGUCGCAAGUUGACACUUGAGGAGCUCGCCCAGCACGAGCUGUUCUACGCCAUUGCCACCAUUCACAGCAGCACGAUGGUCGCCCUGUCGGUACUGUACGAUCUAAUCGACGAGCGGAAUAAGGAUGCGCGUGAGGUCAUCAUAGACGAGAUCGAACAGACGCAGAGCAAAUAUGGGACCUGGACACGUGCCGCCCUCGGGAGCCUAGGGAAGCUGGAUAGCUUCAUGAAGGAGAGCCAGCGGCUCAACUUUGUCGGCCAUGCUCGACUCACGCGAGUAGCCAAAGUGGGGUAUACAUUCAAGGACGGGCUGUACGUGCCCAAGGGUACCAUGUUGCAGAUCUUGCACAGUGGUCAUCAGCUAGACCCGGAGUUCUACGACGAGCCGCUAUCGUUUGAUCCGUGGCGUUUCCUACGCAAGAGGCAGGUGGCUGGUGACGAGAAUAAGUUCCAGUUUGACAGCCUGUCCGAUAUCGAGACCCAGUUCGGUGCAGGCAUUCAUGCCUGUCCGGCUCGUAAUUCCGCGACGGCCUCUAUCAAGCUGAUCUUGAUCCUCCUGAUCACCCAGUACGACCUCAGGUUUGAAGGAGAGUCGCAGAGACGACCCCCCAAUAUUGGCCAUGACCACACUACCUUUCCCAACCCCGGGAUUCAGAUUCAGUAUCGGCUAAAGGCCAAGUCGGCGGUCUCCAAGUCCUGA